Diospyros lotus (date-plum) is the source of this 3040-nucleotide messenger RNA. RefSeq lists its product as uncharacterized. NCBI's taxonomy places the organism in Eukaryota, Viridiplantae, Streptophyta, Magnoliopsida, Ericales, Ebenaceae. Bases 2222 to 2878 code for a protein of 218 amino acids. The transcript is spliced from 2 exons. Gene Ontology annotation, molecular function: mRNA binding. The record is from RefSeq and is a predicted model, not a curated record.
AGUACUUCACUCAUAAUUUUUGUUCCAUGAUUGUUUUAUAUCCCUCAUUUUUAGUACUUUUUAUGCUGUUGACACUCUGAAUAUCACUUGUCUUUGAUAAGCAAUCUGAUGAUAGGUUGUGUAAUUCUGAUGAAAUAGUAGCACAUGUUGUUAGUAGAGACAUUUGGCAUAACAGGCUAGGUCAUCUAGCUUUUAAAAAACUGGAUAUGUUGAGUGAAUUGUUGAAUUUUCAAAAUAAUAAAAGGGCCACGGUUCCUUGUUCAAUAUGUCCAUUGGCAAAACAGAGAUGGCUGUCUUUUGUUUCAAAUAAUAGCAUGUCUCAAAAGGCUUUUGAUCUUAUUCAUUGUGACACAUGGGGACCUUAUCACAUACAAACACAUGCUGGUUAUAGAUACUUCUUGACCCUAGUAGAUGAUUGUACAAGGUUUACUUGGGUAUUUCUCAUGAAACAGAAAUCUGAUGUUAAGGCAAUUAUACCUAGAUUUUUUGCUAUGGUGGAAACUCAAUUUAAUACGGUUAUCAAGACUUUUAGGUCUGACAAUGCCCCUGAAUUAUCUUUUACGGAUUUUUUUUCAUCUAAAGGGGUGCUUCACCAAUUUUCUUGUGUUGAAAGGUGUGAACAGAAUUAUGUUGUAGAACGUAAACAUCAGCAUUUACUGAAUGUGGCUAGGGCUCUAUUUUUUCAGUCUCGGGUUCCUAUAAAAUUUUGGGGGGAAUGUGUCCUAACUGCGGUUGCCUUAAUAAAUCGAACACCAGCUGCUGUUUUACAUUCUCAGACACCUUAUCAAAUGUUAUACCAUGCUCCUGUUGACUAUGCUUCUUUGAGGGUGUUUGGAUGUUUGUGUUUUGCUUCCACCCUACCUUCUCAUCGGACUAAGUUUUCUCCUAGAGCCACUGCAUGUGUCUUCAUUGGCUAUCCACCAGGCAUGAAAGGAUAUAAAUUGUAUGAUCUUCAUCGCAAGUCUAUAUUGGUGUUCGGGAUGUUGUGUUUCAUGAGCAUGUGUUUCCUUUCCACACUGUUAAUUCCUCUGCUGACUUGAUUGAUCCUUUUCCCGAUCUUGUUUUGCCCAUGCCAUCUUUGGAGAUGACAUCUUCUUCAUCUCCUCAUGAGAUUUCUCCUUCCAUUCAAUCUUCCCGUACUCCAACUUUCUCUGAUCUAGCUCCAGUUUCUUCCUUUGAUUUGGCUGUUCCUUAUUCUUCUUCUAUUGCGGCUCCUACUUUUCCUGUUUGUAGGACAACCUGAGUUAUUAAACCACUAUCUUAUCUUCAAGAUUUUCAUUGCAGUCUCCUGACUAGCAAACCAUUGUCAAAUACUCAGACUCUUUAUCCCUUGAAUGAUCAUCUUACUUAUGACAGACUUUCAGCUUCCCAUAGUUCUUUCAUUUUAUCAGUUUCUUCUACUCCAGAGCCACAACAUUAUUCUCAAGCAGUUCAAUUUCCUCAUUGGAGGGCUGCUAUGGAGGCUGAACUAAAUGCUAUGCAUCAAAAUCAAACCUGGUCAGUUGUUUCUCUUCCUUCUAAUAAACAUUCUAUUGGUUGUAAAUGUGUGUACAAGAUUAAAUAUAACUCAAAUGGUUCUAUAGAACGAUACAAGGCUCGUUUAGUGGCAAAAGGAUAUACUCAGCAAGAGGGUUUAGAUUUUUUCGAUACAUUUUCUCCUGUUGCAAAACUGGUAACAGUUAAGAUUUUACUUGUUCUUGCUGAUGUUCAUAAUUGGUCCCUUGUACAACUUGACGUGAAUAAUGCGUUCUUAAAUGGCGAUUUAUUUGAAGAAGUGUAUAUGGACUUGCCCCCUGGUUAAAAGCCUAAAACUCGUCUUUUGGGAGGGAGAUUAGUGUGUAAGCUGCACAAGUCUAUUUACGGCUUGAAGCAGGCUUCUCGUCAAUGGUUUUCGAAGUUUUCUAGGGUUCUUAUUAAACAUGGGUUUCAUCAAUCUCGAUCUGAUUAUUCAUUGUUUACUAAGGGUACUGGCAGUUCUUUUGUGGCCUUACUCGUUUAUGUUGAUGAUAUUAUCAUCACUGGUCCAAAUGCUGCCACCAUUACUUCUCUAAAGGAAUUUCUUCAUCAUCAUUUUAAACUGAAAGAUCUAGGUCGGUUGAAGUAUUUUCUUGGCUUGGAAAUAGCUCGGUCUUCUAAAGGUAUUUCUCUAUCUCAGCGUCAUUAUACACUUCAGCUUCUAGAGGAUACAGGUUUUCUUGCUUGCAAGCCUACUUCAUUACCCAUGUUACCUAAUACCAGAUUAUGUUCAUUUGAGGGUGAUUUACUGCCUGAUCCUUCAGUGUAUCGAAGGCUUAUCGGUAGAUUGCUUUAUCUUACAGUUUCUAGGCCUGAUAUUACCUUUACUAUUCAUAAGCUCAGUCAGUUUAUCUCACAGCCUCGUCAGCCUCACUUAGAUGCUGCUCAUCAUUUGUUACGAUAUCUUAAAACAGCCCCCGGUCAAGGUUUGUUUUUCUCAGCUAAUUCUUCGCUUCAGCUUAGAGCUUUUUCUGAUGCUGAUUGGGGCUCUUGUUUGGAUUCAAGACAGUCUACUACUGGAUUUUGUAUUUUUCUUGGUGAUUCUAUGAUUUCAUGGAAGGCUAAGAAACAAAGUAUUGUUUCCCGCUCUUCUGCAGAGGCUGAAUAUAGGGCACUUGCAUCCACUGCAAGUGAACUGGCUGCCAUUCACAUUGCUUCCAAUCCGGUGUUUCAUGAGCGCACGAAGCACAUCGAAUUGGAUUGUCAUUUUAUUCGUGAGAAGCUGGUUGCAGGAAUUGUUAAGCUGCUUCCCAUUCGCUCACGACACCAGCUGGCUGAUGUCUUCACCAAAGCGUUACCAGCAUCUCUUUUAUUUCCUUUGUUAGCCAAGAUGGCUGUUCAUGACAUACACAGUCCAUCUUGAGGGGGCGUAUUAGAUUUUACUGUAUUUUUGUGCUGUCAUAAUUUUAUGAUGUUAUUUCUAUUUUCUGUUACUGAACAAGACAAUGGCAUUUUUGUCAUUUGAUGUAUUAGUUCUAGGAAUAUAUAAUAGAGGAGCUGAAACCCCAAAUGGGUUAAUGAGGCA